GGAUGGCUUCAUGCCAGAGGGGGAAAAAGAGACAGAGAGAGGGGAGAGAAAGAAAAAUUAGUAUUCUCCUACCAGCCUCGCUAUAAAUCAAUCAUGGAGUCCUACGUGGUGAGCUGUAAAUAUGCUGAGCCGCAGUUCCCGCCAUGUGAAGAAGAUUACAGUAAUUUUAAUGAACAAGGGGGGUAUUACAACAACCCCGAGGACAGUGGCAGUUAUGGAGGGGGCUAUAUGUCCAUGCAGCCCCCUCCGCCUCCCUAUACACAACAACAAACCGGUUAUCAACACUCUUUGCAGGGGCAUCGCCGGCAAGAUGGAGAGGACCCCUCGCAGCAUCAAGGUGCAACCUACCCGGUCUACAGAGAGACGGACGGGCCCGUGAAGGAGAGGUUCCCCGUGGGUGACCUGCAGUGCCAGGCCUGGAUGACCUGCGCAAAGCCCGCUCAGGUGCAGAGGAAAACGGCCUGCCAGGGCAAAGACAAGCCGCCCAUUGUUGUCUACCCGUGGAUGAAGAAAGUGCACGUCGCUCAUGUUAAUCCAAAUCACGUGGGCCCGGAGCCAAAGAGGUUGCGGACGGCCUACACGCGACAGCAGGUCCUGGAGCUCGAGAAGGAGUUUCACUUCAGCCGCUAUCUCACGCGCCGCCGCCGCGUCGAGGUGGCCCACGCGCUCUGCCUGUCCGAACGGCAGGUGAAGGUGUGGUUCCAGAACCGGCGCAUGCGCUGGAAGAAAGACAACAAGCUGCCCAACACCAAAGGAAAGAGCAAAAACAAGAAAGCGACCGACAACAACAACAACAGCAACAGCAGCAGCGACAGCAUGAAGACGGUGAUAACUGUCUGAACACACAGGAGCGCAGAGUGUGGCAGUCGAAGCAGCCAUGGUAGCACCUUCAUUCUCCAAAGCUGAUGUUGCUUAAUUUAUCCAGGGUGACUGCAGUCCUCAAACAAUUCUCACCUGCUUUAAAGUUGCAGUUUUGACGAACACAAGUUUAUAAAUUCCAUGAUGUAUUUUUUUCCCUUGUUUUUAACUUCAACUUUGGAGCAUUUUAAUUUUUUUCCUUUUUUGAGGUUUCAUCCAUAUUGAAUGUCAUAAUGAAUGAAUGAAUGAAUAUAUUUUAAGUUCACGGAGACCCCGACAUCUCUCUGGUGCAGACAGGGAAUUGCUUCAUAUUUAGACAUCCGAUGAAGACGCAAAAACAUAGUGCUCGUUUGUUGCGGUGGCAAAAUACUCGUGACUGCGUUGAACCAGGAUGAAACAGGGUUUUCUUUUCUCUACAGGGUAAACAUAAUACAGGGUUAUAGAACAGCUACCUAAAAGCUGAAAAAUCCUAAUUUAUGAAUAUGCACGUUACCAAAAUGUUACAUAAACUGGCGCUUAGAGGGUAGGUAGAAGAGCAGAAACACCAAAUUGCGUGUUGAGUGACUGCACAAAUUAUGUUUUAGCUUUUGAUUUUGUACAGAGAAGCAUCCAAAAAUAAUUCAUAUUUGGAAGGAAAUUAGCCAUAUUUUUUUCUUGGAUUUUAUUUCCCACAUUUAUAAUUUUUUUUUUUUUUU
This is a messenger RNA of Oreochromis niloticus (Nile tilapia), 1553 nucleotides long. RefSeq names its product homeobox protein Hox-D4b. Gene Ontology annotation, cellular component: nucleoplasm; nucleus. Gene Ontology annotation, biological process: anterior/posterior pattern specification; embryonic skeletal system morphogenesis; positive regulation of transcription by RNA polymerase II. The coding region runs from base 94 to 840 and encodes 248 amino acids. Gene Ontology annotation, molecular function: RNA polymerase II cis-regulatory region sequence-specific DNA binding; DNA-binding transcription factor activity, RNA polymerase II-specific. Lineage: Eukaryota; Metazoa; Chordata; Actinopteri; Cichliformes; Cichlidae. The record is from RefSeq and is a predicted model, not a curated record. The transcript has 2 exons.